Messenger RNA from Rotaria sordida, 2634 nucleotides. The record is from the annotation of a GenBank genome assembly. NCBI's taxonomy places the organism in Eukaryota, Metazoa, Rotifera, Eurotatoria, Philodinida, Philodinidae.
AUGAAAAAUCUCGGUCAAAAUAAAACUAAAGCGAUAAACAAUCUCGAUUGUUUAUCAACAUCAAAUAUAUUCAAAUAUCAAAAUGAUUAUAUUAAUAAAUCAUCAAAAUAUAAAUAUCAUUUAACAAAUAAAAAUUCUUCUAAUUCAUCGAAUGUUUCCAUUAAAUUAAUAGACUGUCAAAUUGCUGCACAUCGACAUAAUCGAAUUCGUUCUCAUUAUCAAACAAAAACAUAUCGACAUCAAAAAACAAACCAAUCUAUUUGUUAUCGUCAUUUUCCUUUUUCAUGUAAUCCUCAAGUCAACUAUAACAAUAUUCAAAAACGAUAUCAUAUAAAUUCAAUCAAUCCUCAAUCUAUUACUCAAUUAAAAUCUCGAAAAGAUAAUGAAACAAAUAUAUCUAUUACUAUUCAAAAAAUAUCUAAGAAAAAUAUUCAUUUAAAUAAAAAACUACAUGAUUCAUUCAUUUCUUUUGGUACUAAUACAAUUAAUCAAUCAAAUAAAUCUAUACUAAAUUUGAAAGAAAAAGAUUCACAAACUUGUUUAUAUCGACGUAUCUCAAACGAUGAAUUAGAUUUUCGAAAUGAACAAAAACGAAUUACGAAUUCAUUUAUAUCCAUUGAAAAUCAUAAUAAAUCAAGUCUUUAUAAGAAUUUCAAACAAUCCUCAAACACAAUUUUAAUACCUAUUCAUACAUUAAAACAAGAAAAUGAAUAUAGUAGUAAUAUUAAAUUGAAAAUUUCGUUCUUAAAUGAACUUACAAAUUGUAUAAUAUAUCAAAGUCCAUUAGAAGUAACAAUAGUAUUCAAUAUCAUACCAGCGUGUAUUAUAAUAUUAAUUAACUAUAUGAUAAGAAUGUCCUUUAUACAAAUACCAAGUCUACCAUUAAUAAUUCUAGAAUUAGAUAAUGUAAAUCUCUGGAGAAAUAAAACAUCAUUGAAUAUAAGAUGUAUUGAUAAUGGCAAAGAUCAACAAAAAGCUGUUUUUGAUCAUGAUCAAUCAAGAAUUUCAGAUGAUUUUACUAAUUUUUUAAAUAAAAAAUAUUCAAGUAAAGAUGACGAACAUCACAUUAUCAUGAGACAAAAACGUGAUAAUAUGAAAGAUCUAGAUGAAAAUUCUGGUAGUAUACAUAAAUAUGAAAAAGUUGAUUCAUUGAGUAACCAAGCAUUUGAAACAUUAUCAUCAACAAAUCAAGCAAUACUUGAAGGAACUAUACUUCCAUCCAAUCUACCAAUUGAUCAAUCGUUUAAAAUGACAUCAACUAUUGAUGGAAUAGACAAACAAGAAUCUAUUAUUAACUCGAAACUCAACAAAAUAUGUUUAUCAUCGGAUCAUAUUUAUCAUCGAUUUAUAUCUGAAAAUCGAUCUGAUGAUAACAUAUCUUCAUCACUAUCGAUGGAACGACCUCAUUUAUUAAAAUCUAACGAAAAUUUCAAAACUGUUGUUGAUCAUUCCAUCAAUAAUCUUCAUCCUACGAUAACUACGGAUAUCAUUCAUUCACCUAUUUCAACUGAAUAUAUUGAUGAAGUUCGAUCAACAUCUAUAAUUAAUCCAUAUUCAUCAAUAGAAAAAACAAAAGUAACAUGUUUUAAUGAAAAAUUACAAACUCUCAAUGAACCAUCUAAUACAAAUCUAGGAAAUAUUCAUUUGCAUGAUAUGCUUGAACAAAUUAUUAAUCAAAGAUCCGAUUCACUACUUACAACUGUUGGAAUUCUAAAGUAUUCGUCGACAUCCCUUCAAACAAUGACUACUUCUCUACAUGAUAAAGAAUACGAACAAGAAUUAGACGAAGGUAAAGCAAAUCUUGAUGAUCUAAAUCAAUUCCGAGUGAGUGAUGAUGCAUUUCAAGUCAAAGGAAUUGAUCAAAAUGAAGCAAUUGUUUUGAAACGUACUAUAUCAUUUGAAUCAAAAAUACUUCUUUCAGAAACAAAUGUAUUAGACUGGAAAAAUUUACCAUUAAUGUCAACAUCUCUUUCUAAACGAAAAAUCCCAUACGAUAAUGAGGAUUUACACUUAUUGUAUCGUUCAUCUGAAUCAAAAGCUAUUCAAGUAGAUAAUACAAUUCAACAAUUCGAUCAACAAGAACAAUCAACUGAUAAAUUUAAUAUAUUACCUCUCAUGAAAAUAUCUGGAACACCAAUCGACCAUACAAAUGAAGAUAAAGAUUCACGUUACCUAAAAAAAGAGAAAAGAUAUAAUAUUUUGAAUCAAAUAUCAAAUUUUCAAUCUGAAAUACACAAUACACAUGUUAAUAAAUCUAUAAUCGAUUCACCAUCUUCAAUACUAGCAAAUACUAAAGAUUACAAACAAAAGAAUAAAUUAUCCAUAGUUUCAGCUAAAGGCGUUCGCCGAAAAAAGCGUAUUCGUAAAAAACAAAUCUGCAUACAACCAUCAUGGAUUUCUCCUAAUGAAAAUCCAUCAACAUAUAAUUAUCUUUUUAAUAAAUCGACCAAACAAACUUCACUUUCUCUUAAACCACUAAGAGAUCCCUGUGAAGUUUUAGAAUUCAAUACACAAUUUGAACAUAUUCAUUGUAAACCCUAUCAAUGUAUUUGUACUCCUCUUCCUUCAUGUUUAGAUAUAUCAUCAUGUUCAUUUAUCGAAAAUGCUCAUAUGUGUAAUGUAUACUUAAUGUAA